GGGGGGAUAGCUUCGGUCUCCGCCUUCAUGGAUGCCUUCCCAAACUGCGAUGGUCACCGGAGACGGCCCUGCGCAUGGGGGAGCUUGAUAGCCGCCGCAACCGCGCACGGCGCGUGUGCUCCUCCUUGCACCGACUGCUGUCCUGUGUGGACCACCUCUGGCAGAAGCUAAGGGUGUCAUGUAAGCGGCGGAGGAAUUCGCAGAAGCGGGUACUGUUCUACACCGCGCAGGGCAUUGCAAGCUUGGGUGUGAUGAUCGCCGCCAUCGUGCUUUACCAGAUCAUUCUAGCAACGGCCACUUCCUUGGGAGACACCUGUGGCUCCACGGUGCCCACCAACGACACAGACCUGAAGGCACAGGUCCUGUCCACCAGCAGCGCUGUGGAAUGUAGCAAUGAUGCCUUUGGACUCAGUGCCUGUGAGUAUGGAGACUUGCUGAAUGUGGCCAACAUGAUGUAUGCAAACUUCUACGUGAACGGCCUGCAGUUCUUGGUUUGCAUGAUCAUGAUCUACAGCCUGGGCAAGUUCACCCACCUCCCUGCUGAAAAGCUCCAGUUCGACAAGAAGAAUGCAUCUCGACUCAUGAUGCUCUUUGGCGGUAUUUGCAAGCAGGGCCCCUGGCUGACACGGCUGCUGCAUUUUGUGCAGGGCAUCUUGCUCUUCGGGUCCUGGUUGAUGAUGAUUUUGGGCUACUGCCAAGGGAAUCUCGCGUACACCAGCGCUUGCACUGCGUACAGCGAGGGCUGUGCGUACAACAAAGCUCGAAAUUGCCAAUACUAUUACACCUAUUGCAAACCCGAUGCGACGUUGCUUUUGGGCUGCUACACCCAAGCGGGCCGCGCAGCCUUCAGUGGCCGCAUGGACAUCCGCGUGCUCAGCGGAGUGCACUGCGUCGCCUGCGGCAUCCUCGAGGCGGACGCGGCCAAUGUCAUGGGCACCGACGAGUUCUACUUGUUAGACGACGACUCGAGGGGGACGGAUGCCUGGGUGUGCAACGAACAGCUGGACGGCUGCUUCCACACGACCGCCUGGUCCAGCAUCCUGCCGGAGUCGACGCGGAGUCGACGUGCCCCGCGGAGCAUCAAGUGCGGAGUCAGUACCACGGGCGGCAGCUGUGAAGCUUCGCUGGGUGGUGUCGUCACCGCCGCAUAUCUCAGCGACACCCUGGCGAGCAUCGCCUGUGCAAGACGUUUGGAUGAACGACGCCUCAACGAGACUGCAGACGAGACUGCAGGCGACGACGACGCCGCCGAUGCCGCGGAUGAUGGUGACGACGCCGCUGAUGGCGAUGCUGGGGACGAUGGCGACAGUGACACUGCGACCUCAACUGUCACUUCUCAGCAGUGCAGUUGGGGAAACCCAUCCAUCGAGGACUACUUCUUCGAAUCCAGUCAGUGUACUCAAGCGGGAUCCUUGGUCUAUCGCCUGAGCAUGCUUUACAUUUACUUUGCUGGCUGCUCCUAUGCUGUCUUCACCAUCUUUGGGCAGAUCGUGCGCUUGCUCUUGAACCCAGAGCCCUGGUUCUUCAACCCUGUGACCGCGGACGAGAAUUGUAUCUUCAAGUUCCUGCGCAAGGUCGCCCCGUGAACCUGCCAAGCAGCGGAACCGGGAAACGCCUUGCGCGAAGCGUAGCGCAGCUUCCAGCGCCGGAGGGGUGCUGGAGAUGCGGUGAAAUCAAGGCCGACAAA
Messenger RNA from Durusdinium trenchii, 1687 nucleotides. NCBI's taxonomy places the organism in Eukaryota, Dinophyceae, Suessiales, Symbiodiniaceae. The record is from the annotation of a GenBank genome assembly.